This is a messenger RNA of Styela clava, 751 nucleotides long. NCBI's taxonomy places the organism in Eukaryota, Metazoa, Chordata, Ascidiacea, Stolidobranchia, Styelidae. The record is from RefSeq and is a predicted model, not a curated record.
CCUACCGCCGGUAAGCCUAUAUGGGCUUUUGCGUGUUCGCUUUGAGCUUACUGGUAAUGUACAGUUAAUCUGAGGUCGUAAAUAAGAGAGAGGUUGAUACGCCUAGUUAGCUUCAAGAAAAGGACUUCAGUAGCCGUCUGGUAUCCACCGUUCUAUGAAUAGCGCCGUUUUGAUAGAAGUGACUCAUAUAGUUUUUGACGAGCGAUAUAUGCGAGUUAUCUACUACAUUUAUUGAAUUAUGGCUGGACGUACAACUAGAGUUCUUGAUGUCGAGGAUGUUUUAUGGCAGUUGGAGAACGAGAAAUUUAUUCCAGAAGAUGACUCUGACAAUGACAAUCUAGAAAAUUCGGAUUUUUCUGAAGAAGAAGACAUUUUAGAAAGUCAAAGCGAUGAAGUUUUGGAAGAUGAUGAACCGUCAACUUCAACUGCUCCACCUAGAAGACGAGGGGGUCGGUCUGCAUGGGCUGGGGCAAGAAAAAGGGCUCGGCGAUCGUCGACCACGAGAUCGGGUGGAAUUCGCCCGUCUUACAACUGGACAAAGUCCUUUACUGGGAGGACAAUCAGACCCUUCGAGGGACAAAGACGGGUACGCAAUCGUCAAUUGAACGAAACUCGAGUGCAAAGAUUCCAUUCAGUGGAGCGUCCCGGACCUGAUUAUUUUACUUCGGCCGCCGUAUUUUGCCGAGCACUGGGAUACGGAAACGACCGUAUCUUACUGCGAAGACGAGUCCAGCAAUCCGUUCGCGUGUGA